UAUUGCAUGUGUGCCGCUUCCAUUAAGUUCAACAAACUUUAAGUGGCUUUUUUAGAUAAUGGGAAACGCGUCCUCUGAGCCAAUUCACUUCAAAUAGCGUGAUACGGCCUGUUUUAGUUUAUUGUAUCUGGAUACGUUCAGGACUAUUGUAUUGGAAAUCAAUGCGAGACGGCAAGACACCGUCCUCGUGCGCCAGCAUGAAAAUGGGCUUCUUUUUUCUUGCUUCUUCCCUUCACAUUUGGAAUCGGCUCAGAUGUAAUUGAAUAACACGGAUCUGAGAGCACGGGUGCAAAGAUAGGGCUCUGAUCAAAGCAUUGCUUCAAUUCCGACGCAGAACGAUGACUUGUGGUUCAAGCCAGGACACUGAACCUCCCCAUCCUCCGUUCUCUGAAAUCUUGUCUUAAAUCAUUAACAAACUUGACACAAAAGGUUCAGGGUGUUCCAGUCUAAAGAGAACGUCAGAAGCGUUUACGUCUGUGUACAAAUGCUUACGUCUUGGGAAUCACCGGUUGUUUAUGUUUGCGUCCUUCAUCAUUAGCAGGCAAUUGUUGAACUCUUGGAAGUGAGUAUUGUACUGAUUUCCUCCCAGUGUGGUUCUCCAUACGCUGUGGAGACAUGGGCCAGUGGCCAUUUCCUUAACUUACCAGGGUGUAAAUAACAGGGUAAGCCUGAAGCUCAUUCACCACUGAUAGACCUUGGGAGACGGGCGAGACAGCCUUGAUGUGCUUCCUUCCCUAUGGGUGUGCGGCGGUUCAGUGUGGGAGAGAGAGAGAAUGAGGGUAUAAAUGGGAGCCGUGGCAAUUGGUGAAAAGAUAUUUGUGUCCUAAAUGACCUCAGUUUCCACACACAGGUGCAUCCUGGCCUGCAAGGGUCACGCCCUUACCUAAAGAACACAGUGGCUGCGAAUCCGCUCCGCUAAGAAAAACCCUGGAGACGGCACCUUUUUGUUUUGAUGUUCUCGCUGCAGAUUUCCCAUUCGUCCACUAAAAAUCGAGGAAGUGCAAUAUAUAACAAUUCUAUUGAGGGACAAAUGUAGACAAGCGAUUAUGUAAAAUCCUAAAAAAAACAGGUUUUCAAUGUAACCUAAUGUUUUCAUAUUUUAAUUUCAGCCAUGAAUAAAAAAUCUGUCAUCAUUUACUCACCCUCUUGUCAUUUCAAACCUUUAUGACUUUCGUUCUUCCGCAGAACACAAAAGAAGAUAUUAUGAAGAAAGUUGGUAAGCGAACAGCACUGGCACCACUCCACUUCUAUUGUACAGACACAAGUCAAUGGGGCCCAGACCAACAUUCUUCAAAAUAUCUUCUUGUGCGUUCUGCGGAAGAAAGGACAAACAGGUUUGAAAUGACAAGAGGCUGUACCUGUAUGUCAGUAAUGGGGCAGGAAGGGAAGAAAAUCUUUAUAGAUGAACCUGAGCACUUGCGUGAGGAAACAGACGCUGCUUCCAUGACUGAGCACACCGAGCCAAUUCCGGCCGAGCUGAGCAACACUGUGAAGUCUUUACAGUCCAGACUAGAGGCCACUGAGGAACUUCUCAAAGGAAAAGAACAUAAAGUGGCAUUUGCAGCCUCACUUGGAAGCGUACAAAACCAUGGACCCUUCAACACUGAGGUCACACUGGCUUACAAAGAUGUGUUUGUGAAUCAUGGGAAUGCCUACAACCCAAGCACUGGUAUCUUCAGAACACCUGUUAAAGGUGUCUAUUUCUUCACUAUAAAUGGGCAUAGCCACUCAUCCAAACCUUUGGGUCUGAGGCUGUUCAAAAAUGAACAACAGAUGGUCACUGUGUACAGUCACCCUCAAGGAAACCGCUAUGAAACCGCAACAAAUUCAGUCUCUUUGAUCCUGGAGGAAGGAGAUGAUGUCUAUGUGCGUCUAAGGGCGAAUACGUGGGUCUUUGAUAAUUCAAAUGACCACACGACAUUUGUUGGCCAUUUACUUUUUGCUCUUUGAUAACCUUUUCAUUGAGCACAAAAUGAUAAGGUAAAAUAAAUAAAAUAAAAACUGUAAU
This is a messenger RNA of Triplophysa rosa, 2008 nucleotides long. RefSeq names its product complement C1q-like protein 2. The transcript has 4 exons. Lineage: Eukaryota; Metazoa; Chordata; Actinopteri; Cypriniformes; Nemacheilidae. The coding region runs from base 1165 to 1950 and encodes 261 amino acids. Gene Ontology annotation, molecular function: protein binding. The record is from RefSeq and is a predicted model, not a curated record.